Messenger RNA from Odobenus rosmarus divergens (Pacific walrus), 2850 nucleotides. It is a transcript of the gene NT5C2, whose product is annotated as 5'-nucleotidase, cytosolic II. The transcript has 18 exons. Gene Ontology annotation, molecular function: 5'-nucleotidase activity. NCBI's taxonomy places the organism in Eukaryota, Metazoa, Chordata, Mammalia, Carnivora, Odobenidae. The record is from RefSeq and is a predicted model, not a curated record. Gene Ontology annotation, biological process: IMP metabolic process; adenosine metabolic process. The coding region runs from base 91 to 1770 and encodes 559 amino acids.
GGGCGGGGAAGGAGCGCGCCGAGGCGGCUGCGGCAGUUGCGCGCUGGGAUUGCUGCCGUGCGGCCGAAUUCAGCAUACAAUUGAAAUAAAAUGACAACCUCCUGGAGUGAUCGGUUACAGAAUGCAGCGGAUAUGCCUGCUAACAUGGAUAAGCAUGCCCUGAAAAAGUAUCGGCGAGAAGCCUAUCAUCGGGUGUUUGUGAACCGAAGUUUAGCCAUGGAAAAAAUAAAGUGUUUUGGUUUUGAUAUGGAUUAUACACUUGCUGUAUACAAGUCCCCGGAGUAUGAGUCCCUUGGCUUUGAGCUAACUGUGGAGAGAUUAGUUUCUAUUGGCUAUCCUCAGGAACUACUCAGCUUUGCUUAUGAUUCUACAUUCCCUACCAGGGGACUUGUUUUUGAUACACUAUAUGGAAAUCUUUUGAAAGUUGAUGCCUAUGGAAACCUUUUGGUCUGUGCACAUGGAUUUAACUUCAUAAGAGGACCAGAAACUAGAGAGCAGUAUCCAAAUAAAUUUAUCCAACGAGAUGACACUGAAAGAUUUUACAUUCUGAACACACUAUUCAAUCUACCAGAGACCUACCUGUUGGCCUGCCUUGUAGAUUUUUUUACUAAUUGUCCUAGAUAUACCAGCUGUGAAACAGGAUUUAAAGAUGGGGACCUCUUCAUGUCUUACCGAAGUAUGUUCCAGGAUGUAAGAGAUGCUGUCGACUGGGUUCAUUACAAGGGCUCCCUUAAGGAAAAGACAGUUGAAAAUCUUGAGAAAUAUUUUUUUUUUGAUGGAAAACUGCCUUUGCUUCUGAGCCGAAUGAAGGAAGUAGGGAAAGUGUUCCUUGCCACCAACAGUGACUAUAAAUAUACAGAUAAAAUUAUGACUUACCUGUUUGAUUUCCCACAUGGCCCCAAGCCUGGGAGUUCUCAUCGACCAUGGCAGUCCUACUUUGACCUGAUCUUGGUGGACGCACGGAAGCCACUCUUCUUUGGAGAAGGCACAGUACUGCGUCAGGUGGAUACUAAGACUGGCAAGCUGAAAAUUGGUACCUACACAGGCCCCUUACAGCAUGGCAUCGUCUACUCAGGAGGUUCAUCAGAUACAGUCUGUGAUCUGUUGGGAGCCAAGGGCAAGGACAUUUUGUAUAUUGGAGAUCACAUUUUUGGAGACAUUUUAAAAUCAAAGAAACGGCAAGGGUGGCGAACUUUCCUGGUGAUUCCUGAGCUUGCACAGGAGCUGCAUGUCUGGACUGAUAAGAGUGCACUUUUUGAAGAGCUGCAGAGCUUGGAUAUUUUCUUGGCUGAACUCUACAAGCAUCUUGACAGCAGCAGCAACGAGCGCCCAGACAUUAGCUCCAUCCAGAGACGCAUCAAGAAAGUGACUCAUGACAUGGACAUGUGCUACGGGAUGAUGGGAAGCCUGUUUCGCAGCGGCUCCCGGCAGACCCUGUUUGCCAGUCAGGUGAUGCGAUACGCCGAUCUCUAUGCAGCAUCUUUCAUCAACCUGCUCUACUAUCCCUUCAGCUACCUCUUUAGAGCUGCCCACGUCUUGAUGCCUCAUGAAUCAACAGUGGAACAUACACAUGUAGAUAUCAAUGAGAUGGAGUCCCCUCUUGCCACCCGGAACCGCACAUCAGUUGAUUUCAAAGAUACCGACUACAAGCGGCACCAGUUGACCCGGUCGAUUAGUGAGAUUAAACCCCCCAACCUCUUCCCACUGGCCCCCCAGGAAAUUACACACUGCCAUGAUGAAGAUGAUGAUGAAGAGGAGGAAGAAGAAUAAGGAGGAAAACCAAAACUGAGCACCCAUUAAACAAGCCUGGCAGGACUCAGAGGAGCAAAGAAUGCGUUCUAGCGGUGGGUGGGGGAGCUCCGGCAAAGGUACAUCUGGAAAGUUUCUGAAGACUUUAAUCAUAGAGAGAUACUUCUUAAGUUUUGUUUGCACUCUUUGCAGAUGGUUGAAAUUGUAAUGGAGUCUGUACUGAAAGAAAGUAAGGGUAAAGCUGGGCUGAACGGCAUGCAGAUGGCUCCAUCGUGGCUUGUGACACUCUUCCCUUGUCUUGUUUCCUUCUCAGUAUGUACUGGAUACACCCCGGGUGGGGACGAGUCCCAGAGUGGAGCAAGGGUGAUGGGAAGAGGUGAUCCAAAAAUGACGUUAUGUUACAAAUUGUGCUCUUACUCCAAAAUCUAUCCUGAAAUUUUCAGUGCAUUACACAGUAUUGUAUAUCAGUGGAGAAAUAUAUUGUUUCCAUUAUCAAAUGUAGUCUUCUGUUAAGGUCAAGGUUCCUUUUAUAAGCUCUGAAGUGUCCUCUGCGCCUCUGGGCAGACUGGGGGCUUCAGCGGCCUUGCACAAGUAUUUGGUUUGCUAAAGGGCUGGUCUGGAAUGCACUGCAGUGAGUGAUUUUGUUCUGAGGUACAAGUCUUCAUCUCUUCUUACAUUUUUUUGAUAGCAGAAAGGUUUCUUAUCAGAAACAAUCUUUUUCUCAUCUGGGAUCAAUCUAUAGAAAGAAGUUAGCUGCAAGAGGACAAAGGAGCAAGCCCCGUGAAAAGAAAAGGAAUCUCCUUCCAUUAGAGCAUAACUGAGUGAAUUUCUUAGUGUGGGCCAGUAUGGCUCAUGCUAUCCAGAGUUCCAGCCUUCUCUAGCCUCUAGGGUGGACGGCUGUAGUUCAGAGUCAAGCUUUAGAGGACGGGAAGAGGGCUCUGUAAGUCAGAACCUUAUUAGAGCUGAGGGCACAAUCAAUGUCAGUAAAUUCUGAAUCCCAAGAGAAAUCACUUCUUGUUUUCAACAAGAAUGGAUUACUGUGUACUUGGUAUUAGACGGCCUCACAGUGCAGAAUGGCCUGCAGCAGUAGUGGAGACUUGU